AUGCCGCCGAAGACGGCUUCACAGCAAGUCGGUGCUUACGACAAUGAACCUGACCUCCUAGGAGCCUCUCGGAGCAUUCAAAGCAACCUUCCCGCAGAACGGCGCACUCUCAGCGUGAAAGAAGUUGUUGGCGACAUUUUCGACGCUCCACCCAACGCCGUGCUUAUACAUGCCUGCAACUGCAUCGGUGACUGGGGUGCGGGCAUCGCCGCUGCCUUCAAAAAACACUAUCCUUCAGCCUACAAGAUUCACAGGGAAUUCUGCAAACACGGCCCAAAUGGCAAAGCCAAGAUUGCGACUGCACAGCUGAUCUCACCUACAGACGGUCAAGAACAUCGCCACUAUAUUGGCUGCCUGUUCACCAGUGUGUACUUCGGCAAGAAGAAAGACUCACCAAACGUCAUAUUGGACAACACUGGUCCAGCUAUGGAGGAUUUGCUAAAGCAGAUUGCUGAAGCAAGCAAGACGAGCGAGAUCGGCGAACUGCGCAUUUGCAAGAUCAACUCUGGGCUUUUCAAUGUGCCUUGGGAGAAUACCUUGGAGGUCUUGCAGAACAUCAAGCUGGAGCCGGGAAUGCCUACUUCUGUUACUGUUUUUGAGAGGCCGUAA
Messenger RNA from Lasiodiplodia theobromae, 609 nucleotides. RefSeq names its product Appr-1-p processing protein. NCBI's taxonomy places the organism in Eukaryota, Fungi, Ascomycota, Dothideomycetes, Botryosphaeriales, Botryosphaeriaceae. Bases 1 to 609 code for a protein of 202 amino acids. The record is from RefSeq and is a predicted model, not a curated record. Gene Ontology annotation, biological process: peptidyl-glutamate ADP-deribosylation. The transcript has a single exon.